Olea europaea var. sylvestris is the source of this 1685-nucleotide messenger RNA. Its product is annotated as UDP-rhamnose/UDP-galactose transporter 2. The record is from RefSeq and is a predicted model, not a curated record. Gene Ontology annotation, molecular function: antiporter activity; UDP-galactose transmembrane transporter activity. Gene Ontology annotation, cellular component: Golgi apparatus. The transcript is spliced from 6 exons. The coding region runs from base 487 to 1521 and encodes 344 amino acids. NCBI's taxonomy places the organism in Eukaryota, Viridiplantae, Streptophyta, Magnoliopsida, Lamiales, Oleaceae.
AGAAAGAAAAUAUUUGAUUGGCAGCGGAUCAAAUCAGGAAUACAACUUCAUGUUCGAGGAAGAUGGGCAAUGCCGGAUCCAAGAUUACUUGCAUAAAAGUAAACCCACCUAGGCACAGAGAGUAAAAGCGUGAAAUCUCAAACGUCUGGCCAUUUUCAUGUGAAUUUCACGUAUCUCAUUCGCUUCUCCCCAUAUCGAUCCUUACGCAUUCGCAUAAAUAAGCCAAACCACAUUCCACCACCCCUUAAACAGGACAAACAAAGCAGGCUCGAAUUUUUUUUUUUUUUUUAAUAUAUAUUUCUAAAUCGGAAAAAGAAAUAAAUCCCAUGUUUUAGAUUCAUUUCUUCGUCAUAAUCGGUUGUCUUCUUCGUCUUACUCAGUGUCUUCUCUCUCUCUCUUGUUCAAUUUUGUCAAUCAGUUGUUUUCGUCGGUGCAACAUAUACAUAUUAGUAAACGUAGAGUAAUAGUUGAAUUAGUGGGAGAGAAAUGGAGUCGGAGAAGAAAUCAUCGGCAGUAUCUGAUGUGGGCGCAUGGGCAAUGAAUGUUAUCAGUUCUGUUGGAAUCAUUAUGGCCAACAAGCAACUCAUGUCAUCCAGCGGCUAUGCUUUCAGUUUUGCUACAACAUUGACCGGUUUCCACUUUGCCGUUACUGCACUUGUUGGUAUGGUCUCCAGUGCCACAGGCCUUUCAGCAUCAAAGCAUGUCCCUCUUUGGGAACUUCUCUGGUUCUCAAUUGUUGCCAAUAUGUCAAUCACAGGGAUGAAUUUAAGUCUCAUGCUAAACUCGGUUGGAUUUUACCAAAUAUCAAAACUGAGCAUGAUUCCUGUGGUCUGUGUGAUGGAAUGGAUUCUUCACAGUAAGCAUUACGCAAAGGAAGUUAAGAUGGCUGUUGUGGUUGUGGUUAUAGGUGUCGGUGUUUGCACUGUAACUGAUGUUAAAGUUAAUGCCAAGGGUUUUCUCUGCGCUUGUGUUGCAGUUUUGUCCACGUCACUGCAGCAAAUUUCAAUAGGUUCUCUGCAGAAAAAGUACUCUAUUGGAUCGUUUGAACUGUUGAGCAAAACCGCUCCUAUUCAAGCUGGCUCUCUUCUUGUGUUUGGUCCUAUACUGGACUACUACCUCUCUGGAAAGUUAAUUUUGGACUACAAGUUUUCUAGUGGAGUCAUCUUCUUUAUACUCCUUUCAUGUUCUCUAGCUGUAUUCUGCAACGUGAGCCAAUAUCUUUGCAUUGGACGAUUUUCAGCAGUUUCCUUUCAAGUUUUAGGCCACAUGAAAACAGUGGCCGUCCUCACAUUAGGAUGGCUGCUAUUCGACUCCGAGCUGACUUUUAAGAACAUUAUGGGGAUGCUUAUUGCAGUUGUUGGCAUGGUUAUUUAUAGUUGGGCAGUUGAGGUUGAAAAGCAGGCUAACUCCAAGGUAGCACCCCUUUCAAAAACCAGUUUGACUGACGAGGAAAUUAGAUUACUGAAGGAGGAAGUCGGCAAAACUACUGUCAAGGAUGUUGAACUUGCUCGGUCUGGGUAAGUCGACAUCCAUAUUUGGGUCAAGCUAUUGUUGCAGCAGCAUAUUUUGUGUUGUUUAUAGUGAUUGUCCCAUUUAAUUUAUUUUGGCAAGACAUGGUCCCAUUUGAUGAUCAAGAAAUUAUCUAAAAUUGAGAAUUGAAGGUUACAUAGUAUAUGUUCAUCAGA